Molecule: messenger RNA, 456 nt
Organism: Lactuca virosa
Lineage: Eukaryota; Viridiplantae; Streptophyta; Magnoliopsida; Asterales; Asteraceae
Source: the annotation of a GenBank genome assembly
AUGAAAGCAAUGAGCCUCGCUAGCUUGCUAGUACUUUCAACUUUAGUCAUGGUGUCAGAGAGUCGGGUGGCGAGAAAGGACUUGGGUUUGGAUUUGGGUGGAGUAGGUAUCGGUAUAGGUACUGGAAUUGGUAUUGGACUGGGAGGAGGUGGUUCAGGGUCAGGGUCUGGUGCAGGUGCAGGAGGCUCUGGUUCUAGCUCCUCUUCCAGCUCCUCGAGCUCUAGUUCUUCCGGAGGAGGAGGGGGAGGAGCAGGCUCAGAAGCUGGCUCCUCUGCUGGUUCUCAUGCUGGAUCUGGUUCAGGAGGCCGGGGAGGCGGAGGUGGCGGCGGUGGUGGCGGUGGUGGAGGUGGAGGUGGAGGUGGUGGACGUGGAGGAGGGUCUGGUGAGGGAAGUGGCUAUGGGUCUGGGUCUGGGUCUGGGCAUGGGCGUGGAGGUGGAGGAGAUGAUCGCAAAUAA